Molecule: messenger RNA, 2262 nt
Organism: Symbiodinium necroappetens
Lineage: Eukaryota; Dinophyceae; Suessiales; Symbiodiniaceae
Source: the annotation of a GenBank genome assembly
GUAUCUGGCAUUCAGAGCCUGGUCGGAGAUGGGAUUCCACAAGCUGCGGCAUCCUGCAAGCACUUCGCGGCCUACUCUUUUGAAGGCGGUCCUACGCAACUUAACAAGACAGAGCACAUGCGCGACUUCAUCCCGGGUGCUUCCAAUGUCAGCCGGCACAACGAGAAUGCCGUGGUCUCGCCGCAGGACCUGACAGAGUCUUACUUUCCAGCCUUUGAGGCCUGUGCUCGGGCUGGAGCUCUGGGCUCGAUGUGCGCUUACAACCAGGUCAACGGCAUUCCCUCCUGCGCCAGCAGCGAGCUGCUUCGAAGCAAGCUUCGAGAAGAAUGGGGAUUUCGUGGCAUGAUUGUCACAGAUUGCGACUCCAUUGCAGACAUGUAUUCUUUGCAACAGUACCGCGACACCCCGGCCGAGAACAUUGAAGCCGCUUUAGCGGCUGGCACCGAUGUGGCCUGCAGCCCAGGCUUCUUCCGAGACUAUGCCAAUGCAUCCAUGGAGCCGCUUCUGACGGAGGCAGUCAAGAAUGCACUUCGGGUUCGUUUCAUCCUCGGCGAGUUUGACCCACCGCCUGCUGACAUCCCGGACAGCUGGCAGAAGGCCUCGGCCGGACAUGUGGAGCUAGCGAUGGAGGCUGCCCUCCAAGGGGCUGUGCUGCUGAAGAACGAGGGCCAUAUGCUGCCACUCUCCGUGGAACAGCGGGUUGCUGUUCUCGGCCCUCUGCGAAAUGCCACACGGAGCAUUCUUGGCAAUUAUGAGGCUUGGCCGGUUCCCGUCGUGACUCCCCUGGCCGGCCUCAAGAAGUUCGGUCGCCAUGUGGAGGCUCCCGGCCCCGAGGUUGACAUUUGUGGCACGGCAGGAAGCUCGAUGCCAGAGAAGCCUGACGCAGAGGUGGUGGUCGUGGUGGCUGGGUUGACGGCAGACGAUUUGGAGGUCCAGGAUCCGGAUCUCCGGCCGGUGCAAUCCGAGUUCUGCAAAGCAGGUUGCCUGGAGACGGAGGGCUGCGACCGACCCAACAUCUCAUGGCCCCGCUCACAGGCGGACCUCAUUGCCACGGCAGCAACCUGGGGUAUCCCAGUCGUUCUGGUGGUGAUCAGUGGUGGCCCGGUGGACUUGGCUGACUAUGCCCAGAUGGACGGCAUCCACUCCAUUUUAUGGCUGGGCUACUCGGGGGAAGCUGCUGGCGAAGCUCUGGGGAGGCUUGUCUACGGACUGGCGUCUCCAAGCGGACGCCUUUCCCAGACCUUCUAUCGCAAGGAGUACACUGCCCAUGUGGCCAUGCAAGACUACAGCUUUCGUCCUCGGACGGAGGAUGGCUAUCCAGGGAGAGGCUAUCGCUUCGUAUCAGACAGAUGGAUAGUAUACCCCUUCGGUCAUGGCCUGUCAUUUGACAGCUUCAGUUUCGACUGGUUGGCCGACCAUGCUUUUGCGGGCAGGUGCCAAGUUGGCGUUCGUGUUCAGCCCUUGUACAGCGAGGCUUUAAAGACGCGUUCGAGCUCAACUUCCGUGCUGCUCUUUUUGGUACCCCCUUCGGGCAAGUCUGGACUCCUGAAGAAGCUUGUAGACUUCCAGAAGGUGGAGUUUCCCCCAGCGCAGUCUCAGGAGGAUAGGUGGAAAGACCUCUACUUCGAGCUGAGCCCAAGUGACAUCGAGCUCGUGGAUGAAGCAGGUGCUUCUUCCGUGGCAGGGGGAACCUGGACACUGCAGGUAAACGAACCUCCAGAGCUGAGGUACCCAGCCAAGGUUCCACCUGUGGAAGCGAGGGAGGCGGACAUCGAUGGCUGGACGUUCUUUGCUAGGUUCUCUGGCGCCUUGUGGGAGACUUUCAUUGAUGUCGCGACUUCGCGUGGUCCUCGCGAACAAAAAGGGUGGGAAUACCGCAAAGGAAUCGAAGGCAUGUCCAUGGGAAGCAUGGCCUUUGAAAUGAUGACGACGCAGGGAGCCAAGAGUGCGAAGCACCAUGCGCAGAGGUUGAGUAAGAUUCUGACAGAGGUCUCCAUUGCAUGUCUGAGGUCUGAGGACACGGAGGAGUUUAAGGAGUUGUCCAAGGAGUACCAGUCUGGCUAUGGAGUAAAGAACCUAGCAAUGCAAGACAAGCAGCAUAAAGUGUCGUCUGUGCUUAUUCUCCACCACAAGGUGCCUUUCCUCAAUCUCUCCUUCCGCAAGAUUACCGCUGCCACGAGAGACGUUUGCUCCCCCCAGGGUCAAGUGCAAGGCCGGAUGGACGUCUCUGCCCAGGAGUUCCAUCCGGAGUUGGGGUCUUAG